Messenger RNA from Mercurialis annua (annual mercury), 637 nucleotides. RefSeq names its product ethylene-responsive transcription factor ERF022-like. Gene Ontology annotation, biological process: regulation of DNA-templated transcription. Bases 73 to 606 code for a protein of 177 amino acids. The record is from RefSeq and is a predicted model, not a curated record. Gene Ontology annotation, molecular function: DNA binding; DNA-binding transcription factor activity. NCBI's taxonomy places the organism in Eukaryota, Viridiplantae, Streptophyta, Magnoliopsida, Malpighiales, Euphorbiaceae. The transcript has a single exon.
UCCGAAUUAACGCUCGAGAAGUUUUCGUGCAAUAUAAGUUUCUACUAUAAAGCCAAUUACUUUGAUUGAGUCAUGGAGGGAAGUACAAGCAUGACGAUAGCUCCUCAACGCUAUCGAGGCGUUCGUCAAAGAAAAUGGGGGAAAUGGGUAUCCGAAAUCAGAGAACCGGGCAAGAAAACGCGUAUUUGGCUCGGAAGUUACGAGUCAGCAGAGAUGGCUGCAGCUGCAUAUGAUGUAGCUGCAUUUCAUUUCAGAGGAAAUGGACCUCACUUGAACUUCCCUCAAUUAGCCCAUACCUUACCUCGCCCCGCGACCUCUAGUGCGGAGGAUGUUCAAAUGGCAGCGCAGGAGGCGGCUACGCGCUUUAGAGGGCCCGUCAAAUGUUCGGACAUGACGAGCGUAGGCGGCGGCUCCAGUGGUGGUUUGGGUCCGGUCAGAAUUGGGCUGUCACCUAGUCAGAUUCAAGCUAUUAAUGAGACACCGUUGGAUUCACCAAAGAUGUGGAUGGAAUUGGCUGGGGCUUUGUUGUUGGCAGAGCCUAUGGUAACUACAGAUGAUUUUGAGUUUGAAGAUUUUGAUCUAGACACCUCAAUUUGGGACUAUUAGACAAAGUUUAUAGGUACAGAAGUUAUACAAU